Messenger RNA from Tripterygium wilfordii, 2498 nucleotides. RefSeq names its product probable galactinol--sucrose galactosyltransferase 2. Bases 63 to 2414 code for a protein of 783 amino acids. The record is from RefSeq and is a predicted model, not a curated record. The transcript is spliced from 14 exons. Lineage: Eukaryota; Viridiplantae; Streptophyta; Magnoliopsida; Celastrales; Celastraceae.
AAAGUGUAGUCAUCGUCUAUAGCCGACAGGCUAUAGCAUUACGGCAAAAUUCCAUUUCCAACAUGUUUUCUUCGCCAGCUCUGCGGCUGGAUUAUUCUUUGUCGUUCUCAUUAUUUGCCAGAAACAGGAAGCAGAGGCUCCGUGUUUCACGUGGAUCGUUGAGUUCCAAUCAGAAAUGGAGGCACUCUAUGUUUGUAGGUGCCAAGCCUGUGUUGAAAGAUGGGACUCUCAGUUUCAGUGGCCAGGAUGUGUUGACAGGGGUUCCUGCAAACAUUGUGCUGACCCCAUUGACAGAUUCAUCGGCAUAUGUGGGGGCUACUUCCACACAGACCAGUUCCCGCCAUGUUUUCAAGAUUGGAGUCAUUGAGGAUGUUAGAUUACUAUGUCUAUUUAGGUUUAAAAUUUGGUGGAUGAUACCUAGAGUGGGAACUUCAGGGAGUGAUAUUCCUAUAGAAACUCAGAUGUUGCUUUUGGAAGCAAGACAAGGAGAAGCUUCGGAAGCUUCUACUUCCUAUAUUGUUUUUUUGCCUUUGCUAGAUGGCAAAUUUAGGAGCAGUUUGCAGGGAAACACAUUCAAUGAACUGGAGAUUUGUGUCGAAAGUGGUGAUCCCUCCAUAGUCACCUCGCAAUCACUAAAAGCAGUUUUUGUGAAUUAUGGAGACCAUCCAUUUAAUCUGAUGAAGGAAUCCAUGAAGAUUUUGGUGAAGCAGAGUGGAACUUUUGCACUGCGGGAAACGAAACAGAUUCCAGGAAUGUUAGAUUGGUUCGGUUGGUGCACCUGGGAUGCUUUUUACCAUGAGGUUAAUCCUCAAGGGAUCAUAGAUGGCCUAACAAGUUUAUCAGAGGGAGGGACGCCUGCAAAAUUUUUGAUAAUUGAUGAUGGAUGGCAAGAUACAACUAAUGAGUUUCAGAAAGAAGGGGAGCAAUAUAUUGAAGGGUCAGAGUUUGGAGGCAGGCUGGUAAGCAUUGAAGAAAAUAGCAAGUUCAGGAAAACAGCUGAUGGAGCUCGAGAUGGAGCACCAAGUAGCCUAAAGGACUUUGUUUCAGAUAUUAAGAAGACCUUUGGCCUUAAGUAUGUAUAUGUAUGGCAUGCCCUGAUGGGAUAUUGGGGAGGACUCCUUCCAGGUGCCGCAAAAACUAUGAAGUAUAACCCAAAAUUGAGAUACCCAGUGCAGUCACCGGGGAAUUUAGCGAGUACAAGGGAUGUAUCUAUGGAUUCCAUGGAGAAGUAUGGUGUUGGUGCAAUUGAUCCUGCAAAAAUAUCUCACUUUUAUCAGGAUCUACACAAAUAUCUUGCUUCACAGAAUGUGGAUGGGGUUAAGGUUGAUGUUCAGAACAUACUGGAAACCAUCGCAACUGGCCAAGGAGGCCGGGUUUCACUUACUAGACAGUUUCAAGAAGCACUUGAAAAUUCUAUAGUUGCCAACUUCAAAGACAACAGCAUAAUCUGCUGCAUGGGUCAGAGCAUGGACUCCAUUUACCAUGCAAAAAGAAGCGCUAUAACACGAGCUUCUGACGAUUACUAUCCAAAAAAUCCAGCCACACAGACGCUGCAUAUAGCUGCCGUGUCUUUUAACAGCAUAUUCCUUGGUGAAGUUGUUCUACCAGAUUGGGACAUGUUCUAUAGCCGCCAUGACGCAGCAGAGUUUCAUGCUGCUGCAAGAGCAGUGGGAGGUUGUGGAGUCUAUGUGAGUGAUAAACCUGGCCACCAUGAUUUCAAGAUACUAAGAAGGCUCGUACUGCCUGAUGGAUCCAUACUUAGAGCUAAAUACCCAGGGAGGCCAGCAAGGGAUUGUUUAUUCCGUGAUCCGGUAAUGGAUGGAAAGAGUCUUCUAAAGAUAUGGAAUCUAAACAAAUGUACUGGAGUUAUCGGAGUCUUCAACUGCCAAGGUGCAGGAAGCUGGCCUUGUUGGGAAAACACAGUUCAGGAAAAGGUUUCCGCAAAGAUAUCAGGUCAGGUUUCUCCGGCUGAUAUAGAGUAUUUUGAAGAGGUAUCUGGGAAGCAAUGGACUGGAGAUUGUGCGGUAUUUUCCUUCAGUUCAGGGUCCCUAUUUAGAUUGCCAUCGGAAGAAUCAUUUAAUGUUGCUCUAAAAUCCCUGGAAUGUGACGUCUUUACAGUUUCUCCUAUUAAGGCUUACGAUCAAGAAAUCCAGUUUGCACCCAUUGGACUGCUAAAUAUGUACAACUCUGGUGGAGCUGUUGAGUCAGUCGAUUACUUGACUGGUUCUUUUGGUCGUGGAAUACACAUAAUGGGGAGAGGGGGAGGUAGAUUUGGAGCUUACUCCAGCAUAAAGCCCCAAUCAUGCUCUGUAAACUCAAAAGACCAUGGAUUCAACUUCAACGCUGAAGGCCAUCUCUUAGUAGUAACGAUCCCCAACACUACCACUUGUUGGGAUAUUCAUCUUUGUUAUUGAAAAUGGUUAUAACUUAUUUGUUACUGGAAAGUAAAAUAGUACUUUUUUACUAAAUCUAUAAUCAAUAAUCAAUUUUUUUAGGAA